CAAAACCAAUUGCAAUACAAAACUGAUAAAGAUUCUUGAAAGUUGAUCUGCAAAGACAUAAAUUACACUAAUAUUUGAAGAUGGAAAAACAAACAACUAGAAGUCAUAAGAUAAGAAGUGCCGUAAGCAAGAUUGCUAUUUGGAAAUCCAAAGGAACAAGACAGCUAUGGAGGCGAAGCAAUCGCAUUGUUCCAUUCAAUGAUGCUGAAGAAGAGGAGAAAGUGGAAAAUGACAGAAUGGUGAUAGACCUGGAUGCCAUACAUGUAUACGAAUGGCCAGAAAUAGACUUUGCAACAUUUGGCAAAAAUGGCUUCUAUACAAAAGCUGACUGCACAAUGGAAACUAUCCUGAUGAUGUCUCCACUAUAUGAUCCAAAUUUUUCAAACCCUCAACAGAAAACAGACAAGCGUUCUCUCCUUCAAAGAGCCCUGCAUAGAAUUGGAAAGAGAACACGAGAAGCCAGAUAUAUUGUUUCUUCUGUGGUGUCCAAGAGACCCAAGCAAAAAGAAAGCCCUCAGCAGGAGACAAAGAUCGAUGACUCUAGAUUUACUUCAUUUUAAACACAACAAACUAUCAUGUGAUGUGCACUAUCAUGUGAUGCUAUGACCUAGUUUCCCAGGUGUGGAGGAGAAUGAAUCCUCCAGCAACAACAUUGACUCUGGGCCACAUGGAACUAUGUAGAACUAAGGGCUUUUAGGAGAUGAUGACAGAGACCAUUCAUAAGAUAGCCCCUUCCUUCAUUAACUGUAUUUUUCUAAAUCUUUAUUAUGCUCACAUGUAUUGAAUUUAUGUUGUAUGUUGUCUCAUGUAAAUAAAUU
This is a messenger RNA of Owenia fusiformis, 818 nucleotides long. Lineage: Eukaryota; Metazoa; Annelida; Polychaeta; Sabellida; Oweniidae. The record is from the annotation of a GenBank genome assembly.